UCUUGGUUAUAUAAGUCGUGAAAUUACAAUCACUCGGAGUUCUCUACCAAGUUUUCAACCUCGUUUUCACUCUUUAGUUGCCGCAGAAAGAAAAUGUUGAGCUCUAACCUCUAUAUGAGUUUAUUUGUUGUCGUCAUAUUUGCCGCUACAGCCCACUGUGACUGGAACCCGUGCCAGGGCCGUCGGGACGGGGACAUUGUCCAGAUCGGCUGCAGGUCCUACAGCGUGUGUGUCAGGGGCACGCCCACCGUCUACAACUGCACGGGGGAGUUUGUCUACGACAGGGACCUCAAGCGUUGUGUCAGAAUCUCAGAGAACAGGAACGCCUGCGGACAGCCUGCUGACUGUUCCGGCAAGCUGGACGGCUACUAUCCUGACGUGCUGUACGGCUGUUCUACCUUCUACGGCUGUACGUCACAGCAGUUUGUUGGUCGACUCUACUGCGACGCUAAUUUGGUGUACAACCAACAGGCUAACGCCUGCGGCUAUGCGUACCAAGUACCCCCACCCUGUGGCACCAAGAUCUAAUCCAACUGGCACCCAGAUCUAAUCCUGAUAGCCACUUGUUGAAGCUUUAUGUUCAAUUUAUUUCAUUGAUUAGUCUAGUUAUUGUCAAUGUAAUGUAGACUAGCUUUUGUCAAAGUAAUGUAGUCUAUCUGUUGUCAAUGUAAUGUAGACAAGCUGUUAUCAAUGUAAUGUAGACAAGCUGUUAUCAAUGUAGUCUAGUUAUUGUCAAUGUAACAUAGACUAGAUGUUAUCAAUGUAAUGUAGACUAGCUGUUAUCAAUGUAAUGUAGACAAGCUGUUAUCAAUGUAAUGUAGACAAGCUGUUAUCAAUGUAGUCUAGUUAUUGUCAAUGUAGGAUAGACUAGAUGUUAUCAAUGUAAUGUAGACUAGCUGUUGUCAAAGUAAUGUAGUCUAGCUGUUGUCAAUGUAGUCUAGUUAUUGUCAAUGUAACAUAGACUAGAUGUUAUCAAUGUAACAAAGACUAGAUGUUAUCAAUGUAACAUAGACUUUCUGUUAUCAAUGUAAUAUAAUUUGUUCACUCAGUGGUUUAUUUUAAUUAAUGAAAAUCCAAUUCUAUUUAAAACUAUUUCGGUAAUGUUGAGUCUAUUUUUAGAUAUUUGUUUUGCAAGUUUACAGGAAACUGUUAAAAUAUAUUAUUAUUUGUGGGAUUUUAAUCCAAAUAAAUAUUUGACAGAC
Physella acuta is the source of this 1202-nucleotide messenger RNA. RefSeq lists its product as uncharacterized. Gene Ontology annotation, cellular component: extracellular region. NCBI's taxonomy places the organism in Eukaryota, Metazoa, Mollusca, Gastropoda, Physidae. Gene Ontology annotation, molecular function: chitin binding. The record is from RefSeq and is a predicted model, not a curated record.